UUGACCAAGUGCGUUUUUGCUUUUUUUGUCCUCCAAUACCGCACACACCUCAGUAAUAUUUGUGAUUGGUAAAUCAAAAGCGGAUUGUGUAAUACCGCUUUGAAAAACGCAUUUACUCUGUUACCAUUCAUACACUAAAGUCUAUAGACUGUAGCUUAAAGAAACUAACUAAUGAAAAUGCUUGAUGCAGUUAAAAGAAACUUUUUGUCGUAUUAAUAAAAUUACAUGUUAGGGGUUAUAAUUGGCUGAUGCAAUAUUAAAGUCUUAAUUCGAGCUAGCGUGAUAAUUUUUUGUUCGAUAUUCUUUUUUUUUUAAACACAUUUUGAAAAUCCCAAUUGUACUAUGUUAAAGAAUAUGGGUUUUCGACUGUAUAUCGUACUUCGUUUAGUGAUUACAAAACAAUGGAGACAAAUUUUACCAAAAAAACACACAGUGGAGACAACGUAUUUAUGGAAAAAAAAGAAGAUCAAAAUAUAGAACGGCUGAUGUCUUCAUACAAGAGAGAGGUAACUCUUUUUGGAUAGGCCUCACGAAGAAAGUUAUAUUCAAGGGAAAUUGAGAUGUAUAUAUGUACUUGACAUAUCUAAACCAUUUAGGAGGGACUAUAUUUCCGUUACUAGAUUUGGAUUUAGGUUUUCUAUUAUACCGAUACAUUAUUUUCUAUUAUACCGAUACAUAACAACUAGACGAAGUAACAAAUUAAAUAACAUUUCUAACUUAAUAAUUUAUAACAAAUAUCUUUGCUAAAUGAUAAACCUGAUAUCAAUUAGCAAUAUCAUUGCUAAAUAGUUUUGAAUUAGAACUCAUGAUUUCAAACACAAGUAAACUAAGAAAAUAAUUAACAAGUAGACUAGCAUAUGCAGAAAGUGUUAAUUUCAUAAACCAUAAAAUCAUAUCUCAACUUUAUAAUUUAAUACAUGAUAUCUAACUGCCAGUUUGUCUAGUUUCCUUAACAUCAAGCUAAUAAGAAAUUUGAAACAUAACAAGAAAAUUUAUAUGUUGAAAAAAGAAAUAAUCGUUCAUUUCAUUGAUAGAAACUUGUUAUUAUAUUUAUCUCGAGUACAGGAAGAUUACUAAUAAAAACAAAUUAGGACCAGCAACAAAAUAAGAAUAAAUAUUAGAAAAGGCAUAUAGUGUUAAUGGGAGGGGACCACGAUGGCGGUUGCCGGGAACGCUGCAACGCUAAAUUGAACUUAACGAUCGGUGAGAACGGAAAAGCCGCUUUGUGGGGCCCACUAACCAUAUAGUAAUCAGACCCACACUCAAAUGGGUUCCAGCGUUCACACACACCACAAUAUCUGAAUUUUCUUUUUCCUUUUUAGCUAAGUUCAAAUGUUGUUAAAAAAAUAAAGUUUCUUGUUUUUUUUCCUACAAUAAUUUGUAACUAUAAAUACAGACCAUACCACACUUCAGCCUCUGUCUCUCUCAAGCCCACACACAUACAUUCUCACUCUGUUUUCACAAACUCAAAUCUCAUUUUCUUUCUCAUUCGCAAACAAUGGUAAGAUUCAUUGAAGAAAACACAAAACAUGUGGACAAAGAAACAGGAAAUAAAUCAAAUACGGAUGUAACGACGGCAACUAAGAAAGUUCUUCAAGAUCUUAUUAUCAACAAUGGAGGAGGACUAAUCAAUUCAUGGGUUGAUUCCAUGAGAGCUUGUUCUCCUACUCAUCUCAAAUCUUUGAUGAAACAAAGCUCUUGGCUCAAAGAACAUCCAUCUGCUUUAGAAAUGUUCGAAGAGAUUCUUCAUGCUUCUGAAGGAAAACAAAUCGUUAUGUUUCUGGAUUAUGAUGGCACUUUAUCUCCCAUUGUUGAUGAUCCAGAUCGAGCUUUCAUGUCUAAGCAGAUGAGAAGAACAGUGAGGAACCUAGCAAAUUGUUUUCCGACUGCUAUAGUUAGUGGGAGAUGCAGAGAAAAGGUUUAUAAUUUCGUGAAAUUGACCGAGUUGUAUUAUGCUGGAAGUCAUGGAAUGGACAUCAAAGGGCCAGAGCAAGGCUCCAAGUAUGAGGCAGAUAAAUCUCUUCUUUGCCAACCAGCUACAGAGUUCCUCCCCAUGAUCGACGAGGUGUAUCAAAGAUUAAUGGAGAAAACAAAAUCAACUCCCGGAGCCAACGUAGAGAACAACAAGUUUUGUGUCUCUGUCCACUUCCGACGCGUCGAUGAGAAAAACUGGAGUGAUUUGGCUAAUCAAGUUCGAUCAGUAAUGAAGGACUACCCUAAGCUCCGUCUUACCCAAGGAAGAAAAGUUUUGGAAAUUCGACCUAUCAUUAAAUGGGAUAAAGGCAAUGCCCUCGAAUUUUUAUUAGAGUCACUUGGGUACGCUAAUUGUACCAACGUUUUUCCCCUUUACAUCGGCGAUGAUCGCACAGACGAAGAUGCAUUUAAGAUACUGAGAGAAAGAAGACAGGGUCUUGGCAUUCUUGUUUCCAAAUCUCCAAAGGAAACUAACGCGUCUUACUCUUUGCAAGAGCCUGAUGAGGUUAUGGAUUUCCUGCAACGGUUAGUGAAAUGGAAACAACUGAGAUCUGGAGCAUGAUUAGAGCUAUAAAAAAAGAGAGAUAUCUUUUUAAUAACUUGUUAAUCCAGUUUUUUUCCUGCUCGUGGUGUACUCAAUGUAUCUUCACAAACAAAUUUGUACUGAAUGCAAAUGUAAAAUCUCUUUUAAAAAUGUAGAUCCAUUCUCAAAGAAAACAUUUUAUAUAAUAAUCGAUCAUAUAUGGAAAUUAUAUACAAUU
Molecule: messenger RNA, 2735 nt
Organism: Brassica rapa (field mustard)
Lineage: Eukaryota; Viridiplantae; Streptophyta; Magnoliopsida; Brassicales; Brassicaceae
Product: probable trehalose-phosphate phosphatase H
Biological process (GO): trehalose biosynthetic process
Molecular function (GO): trehalose-phosphatase activity
Source: RefSeq, a predicted model, not a curated record